Molecule: messenger RNA, 1084 nt
Organism: Mercenaria mercenaria
Lineage: Eukaryota; Metazoa; Mollusca; Bivalvia; Venerida; Veneridae
Exons: 2
Coding region: 52-1041 (329 amino acids)
Molecular function (GO): protein binding
Source: RefSeq, a predicted model, not a curated record
GCAAAAAACUUCAUAUAUAUUGCGUUCUGUGUCUUCGGCAAACACCGAACAAUGAAUUUGGGUUUCCUAAUUUUUCUUUGCAUUCAGGUAUUAAAUGACUGCGAUGUUGCAGCCACUGGCGCAUUUAACAACGACAUUAAAGACUCCAUAAUGUCUCAGAUUGAAAGCUUGAAAGCUGAGUUUAUUGAACGCGACGCAUCGUUUGUGCAAGACUUGAAUAUAAUUGGAAACAAACUCCGCGAUGUUGAAGAUUGGGAUAAUAUUUUAAAGAAGAAACUUGUUGCUGUGGACGACAAGUUAACUGACAUGAUCACGCGUGAAAAACAGAAUGAAGUAAAACUUAAUGAAGCUGAAAGUAAAUUAAGCGACACAGACGAACGGCUAACGAAUGCAGAAGGUGUUCUUACAUUCUACAUGUCUGACAACGAUGAAGAAUCUAAACAAUGGAUUAAAAAACAUUUUGCUAAGCAAGAGAUCUUCUCGGUUUAUGCAAAUGGAAGUGGAGAGGAAAUUAUGCAGUCAAGAAAUAAAGGUUUUCGUAAAGACACAAAGACACGUCUAAGAGGUCAACGUUCCUUUACAUUAAAGCCUACACCCACUGUUAUUCCUACCAAAGUUCCGACCGGAAGUAACCAUGUCGCGUUCACCGUUUUCUUAUCAAAAAACGUUGUUAAUUUACACUAUGAUUUAACAAUUCCAUUUGAUCAAGUUUUAAUUAACGAAGGUCAAGGGUUUAACACGGGCACACACACUUUUGUCUGCCCAGUGAACGGAGUUUAUUUGUUCAAAUCAGCUUUAUACAGCAGCUACGAUGAAAGAGUUGAGGCGGAAGUUGUCAAAGAGGGUGUUAUGUUGUUCCGGAUGUACGCCGCGGGAACAUGUGACGGAAGUUUGACGUUGGACCAAGGAUUUAAUUCUGCCAUUAUACAUUGUAACAAGGGUGAGCAGGUAUGGAUACGGGUCUAUACAGCUGCUCCCAACUCUGAAAUAGCCAGUUCCAAAUAUUCUACUUUUUCAGGAAUACUUCUGUGGACUUCUUGAGAUGUUAUGCAUGUUCAAAUAAACUGAACUUAUUUGUAAGUUA